GCGGAGGGCUCUCCGCUGCUCGGCAGCGCCGCGCGCCGCUCCUGGCCGUCGCCAGCCAGCCGGAUCCGCGAGCGGAUCUGCCCCGUCAUCUGAUCCGCCUUGUAGCCGCCUGACCUAUAUUCUCGCACGCGCGGGAUGUCGCCGGCUCGUCCCGCGCGCGUCGCUCGCUCGGAUCGUCAGCUCGGCGAGCCGCAGCUCGUGCGUCCUCUAGAUCAUCUUGGCUCCCUUGUACGGCUGGAGUGUCUCGAGACAAACGGCUUGCGGACAGCGUUAAUGUGUUUUUACGAUAGGACACGCCAUCGGUGCUCGAGAGGGGGAAAAUUCAUGUAGCCGAUGGCCGAAGGCAUUGCUUGCCCGUUCUAUCCCGACGGCUAGCUUAUCAACUGUACAAUCGGCCGGAACGACUUUCGAAGCGCCGUCGAGCUUUCCUCUCAACUUUCCUCGUAAAGAAGUCGAGGGCGGAAGAAAAAACGACUCGCGAUCGCAGUCCGCCGAGCGUCGAAAAUUCAUCGUCGAACGAUUGUCGGCCGAGAACGUCGACGAAGGUUAAUUGUUUGAAGCACUCGGUCUGGACCGCUGCGUCGAAGACUACCGCGCGACUGUUUGCGCUUACGGUUGGUACGCUCGUCCAGCGAGGGGGGGAGGGCAAGUCGCUGAUCACGAUUAUCCUCGUAACCGCCGAAUGUGGUGUGCGCGUGCUACGUAAGUUCUCGCGGGCUGCCAGCCGCUACGUAGCAUGUAGUCACGUACACGAGCGCGGCGUAGGAGCAGCGCACACAAGCCCCCGGCUAUGUUGGCCUAAGUCGUACGUGCUUUAUUAAUCCAGCCCUCGGGGCUGUGUGCCAGCGCAGCUCGUUCCUUCGGCUUUGACGACAGCUUUGACAACAGGCAAUUAAUGGCUCGGUCGUUGUCCCGGCAAGCGGCGGAUCCGAGCCGUGUUUGCUCGACGUAAUUUCGGCGAUCUUGCGACGGCGCUCCGGGCGACGAUCAGUCCGUUUUCGCGCGAAACGCGCUAUCGGAGCAAAGAUUCACGACUUGCACCGAGAGCCCCAGGAUGUCCGCCUGGAAACCCGAACCACGCCCGCCGUGGCAAGUAUCGCGGAGCGCGUUACAUUGUGCUCUGCCAAGGCAAACUACGACGACCACGGGCACCGGUUCGGUCGAGCGCGAGACCAAAAAAGUUGCAAUGUCUCCGACGACUCACGACGACUCAAUCGUCACCGACCAGCGCAGCCAGUACGACGUGACACGCGGCGCUUGCGUGACCGCAAAAUGCGCUUGUGCAUACAAUUAACAUUGCCAAGCACCCAAUCGACGAACGCUGUCCACGAAAACAAAGGAUUGACAGACAUAACGACUCUAAUGUGCAUACGUCCUCGCUGAAAAUCCACGUGACUCAUUGACUCGCGCGUAUAAGUAUGAAAAUAUCGAAUGCUGUUGCUGUUUUACACAAAGAGGACAGUGACGGCACUGAAUGACGCAUGCCAAUUGACCUUUAUUUGAAAAGUGUAUGGAUUGUUUUAUUUAGAUGUGUGCAUAUAUGGAUCACGAACGCUCAGAGAUAUAUAUAUUUAAAAUUCGUCGCCACGGCAAACCCCCUGUCUCUGAUAGACAUAUAUACGCAGUUACACGUAUACAAGAAUUAGUUCAAUAAUGUGCAGAAUUACAAAAUUGAAAUAAUGAAUAAUCAGCAGUGCAACUGAUUCGCAUCGAAACAAUAAGCUUAAUACUAUUUUCAGAACUGUAUUAUUCAUCAAAUAUUAGUCAAUGUACAAGUUAUUGCAAUGGGAGGUUUUGUUAUUCGAGUAAAAUCAAAAUCUGGCCAAAAAAUUGUGGAUAGCUUAUCACCUCAAGAUACAAUCACAAAAUUAAAAAAUAUGCUAUCAGAAUUAACAGGAGUCCAUAACGAAGCCCUUUGUGUACUUCAAGGUUUUCCACCAAAACCACUUGACCUCAAUAAUGGGAAUGCCACCUUACACGAAAGUAACAUUUCAUCUGGAGAGACUUUGAUUGUUGAAGAAAAACAGAUUGACAGCAAUGUUGAACAAACUAUGCAAAACGUAACACGAAAACAUAUAACAGAAAAUGUUGAUUUUGGCAAUUCUCCAGGUAUUCUUAUGAAAAUGGUUGUUCCAGCUGAUAAUUCAUGCUUGUUUACAAGUGUUGGAUUUGUUUUAAAUGGUAAGGUAGAUCCAAGUUGUGCUCAUUCUAUGAGAGAAAUUAUAGCACAUGCUGUAGCUGCAGAACCUAGUGAGUAUUGUGAAGCUAUGUUGGGACAACCAAAUACAGAUUAUUGUAAUUGGAUAAUGAAACCUAGUUCUUGGGGAGGAGCAAUAGAACUUUCAAUACUUUCCAAAUUUUAUGGCAUGGAAAUAGCGGUGGUUGAUAGCAGUAAUGGUAUUAUCAAUCGAUUUGGUGAAGAUCAACAUUAUGCUCAAAGAGUUUUCCUUAUAUUUGAUGGAAUACAUUAUGACCCUCUCUAUUUAGAACCACUUGAUGGUGGGAGAAUUCAAACAAUGUUUCCAACAGAGGAUCAAACAAUUCUAAAACAAGCAGACAAUUUGGCUCAAGAGGCAAAGUCUAGUCAUCAGUACACUGACAUUCAAAAGUUUACUUUAAAGUGCAUGGUGUGUGACAUGAAACUUAGUGGAUCUGAAGCUGCACAGAAACAUGCUAAAGAGUCUGGUCAUCAAAGUUUUGGUGAAGUGAUAAAUUGAUAUUUGGGUAAAAAGAAAAUGAAAAAAUUGAUUUCCGUUCAUUUAAUGAAAAAAUUUUCUCGGUUUAAUAUUGAAAUCGUGUUUUUGACAGCAUUUUUUAAAAUAUAGUGAGGAAAAGUAAAAUGCAUAUGGCAACCAUAAGAAGGCUGUACAAAACUUAUUAUUUGCCUUUGGCUUGUCCUUUACCAUAUACCCUCACUACCUAAUUUUCUGUAAACUACAAAUAUACAGACUUGGCUUCAUGAUGAAAUUUAUAUCAAUGUCAAACCUUUGUCAACCAAAUUUAUUCAAACUCUCAAUUUCUAAUAUUGUAAAUUGACAGUAUGUAAUUAAAAAAUUGUAAGACAGUUUAAUGAUAUUAGAGAGAACAUGAUCAAUUUCUAUACUCUACUAUCCUUAAUUUUAUUGUAAUAUACUAAAUCUAAAAAUAAGUAAUUUUUACUAGUUCUGAUUUUUUAAGUAAUCAAAAUUAAAUCUUAAAGAUAAAAGGUAAUUUAUUAUACAGUAUAUAAACUUGUAUAAUGUAAGUGAAAAGAAAGAAACACAAACCGAGAUAAUUAUGAUUAGAAAUAUACAAAAUUAUAUAUCGAUUUAUUAAGCUUACAAAUUUUGUGUGCCAAUAAAGUUUAAAUCACAUCAAGUAAGGUUGCAACUGAACGAGCCGACAUUAAUUUUCAUAAAUACAUAAUUUGAAAAUAUGAAUUGUCAAGAGCGACUAUGUAAAUUUUAUUCUGUAACUAAAAUUAUUGAUUCAACAUACGCGAAAUGUUAAAUCAAGCAAUUGAUUGCCUUGUACGUGAUUUUAGGUAUAUAAGAAAUUUUACGGGAUUGUAACAACAAAAGUGAUUUGUAUUAAUAUGCGUGAUGAAUUCGUGAUAUUGAGAGAAAAAACGAAAAUUAGCAAUAUAUAAUUGUUCUUAUUUAACAAAAAAUCCAGAAUAUGCCAUCUAAAUUUCAGUAGUUUUACCAACUCAGGGGUCGGACUACGCACAUUGCGCAGUACGUUCUACACGUUACGGUUAUGUCCAAUGUAAUGGGACAGUUUUGCUGACAUUCGUAAAAUAACAAAAUAACAUUAUAACAUUAAAAAAAUGUUGUUACCCUUUUUCAACGAUCAACAAAAUUUAAUUUUUUUUAUUUAAAAAAAUUGUUUUUUUUUUUAAGCCAUACAAUUCAUUUAUUGUUUCGUUAUAAACUGAAUUUAUUUAACAUUUUUUUUAUAUAAAAAGUAUAUACAGACAUGCUUUCAUAAGCAUCAUUGAAAUAAUUAAUUAAAAUGCUGAUUUAUUAUUAUUUGCCUUUCUACAAGUCUUAUUAAAUGAUAUUCCUGAUCAUUCUCGACAAAAUAAGGCACUUCAUUGUCAUUUACAGGUUGAGGUAUUGGCAUGCUGAAAAAUAUAGAAUAGCUUCAUUUUAUUAUUUCUAAAAUAUAUUUAUGCUUUUAUAACAAAAACAAUAACACAAAGUCGCAAAGGCGUAAGUGCUUUCAUAGUAGGUUAAACGUACACCGUUAUGCGUUAGUACACUCUAAAAUAUAUUUUCAUUUCAUUUUAAACAUUGUUGAUCUGAAUUGAACAUCAACUAUUAUUGCUGAUUUUAAAAAGUAUAAAAAUAGCGUUGUAUUGAAUCUUAUUAUUUAUAAAUUUGCAUUCACACACUACACUGAUGAAGCAUUAAGGUCUUAAAAAUUAGCAUCCAAUUAUUUAAACAUCAAUGAAAUUAAUAAAUUAAUUAUACAAUUCAAUUGGGCAUCCCUAAAUUAUCAAAACCUCAUUUUGUGCAUCGUUGAAGGUGAUAAUAAUCAUGCGAAAAUAAAAUAAGUUAUGGGUGCUGGUACCAGCACUUAAAUUUGAUUCUCUAAAUUCGGUGAUUCAUAUCAAUAUUGGCAGUCAAUAUAAAAUCAUUGAAAAGUUUUUUACUUAAUUACAAUGAUAUAAUGCUUUUACGUAUUUUGAUAGGCUAUCAUCAUAUUAUUUCGCGCAUGCGCCAUGAAUGGAAUAUGUAAUUGCUUUGUAUGGGAGCCUGGUGCGAAUACUCGGCCUGUUUGAAUCCUUCAAUCUUUUUUUUGAUUUUAUCAAAAAUUUUAUUUUAUAAAAAAGUCCUUCUUUUAAGAUUCAACGAAAAUUUAUAGCUUUUUCUAUUUUUCUCAACGUUGUUGAAGCUUUUUUUCAGGCGAAAAUAAAAUAAUAUAAAUUAUAGGUGCUGGUGCACCACUCAAAUUUGACAUGAUUAUUUUUUAGUUUGUAUCGCGAAAAAAAUAUUUUAGAAUAAGCUACUCGUUAAUGCGUUGGACCAAUUAACGAUUGGUUUAUUCUAAAAAUUCUUUUUACGAUAAAGCCACCGAAUUUGGAGAAUCAACUUUGAGUUAUUGGCAUCAGCACCUAUAAUUUAUUUUAUUUUCUCAUGAACAUUGUUAGCUUGAAAAAUGCACAAAUAACGUUUUAAUAAUUAAGGGAUGUCCAAUCGAAUGGUAUAAUUAAUGUAUUAAUUUCAUUGAUAUUUAAAUAGUUAAAUGCUCACUUUUAAGACCUUGGUCAUUACGACUCACGUUGAUUACAUCCUCUAUAUAUUAUAUUACAUAGUAUAUAUGUACUAUUUGCAUAUACGUGUGAUUAUUAUAGGCGCUUAAAAGAACGAUAUUCGUUGGUAUAUAUGUGAAUUUUCGUCAUAUGUUUGUUACGUAUUCAUGUACUCAUUCCGCCUUUAUA
Messenger RNA from Phymastichus coffea, 5425 nucleotides. It is a transcript of the gene Yod1, whose product is annotated as ubiquitin thioesterase OTU1. NCBI's taxonomy places the organism in Eukaryota, Metazoa, Arthropoda, Insecta, Hymenoptera, Eulophidae. Bases 1785 to 2717 code for a protein of 310 amino acids. Gene Ontology annotation, cellular component: nucleus; cytosol. Gene Ontology annotation, biological process: protein deubiquitination; endoplasmic reticulum unfolded protein response. Gene Ontology annotation, molecular function: cysteine-type deubiquitinase activity; protein binding. The transcript has 5 exons. The record is from RefSeq and is a predicted model, not a curated record.